UACAUUAUUUGAGAGAUAAAACGUUGCAAGGCCGGAGGUUACGGAUACGUCCUGAUUUUUUUUUUUUCUUCUACUUUUAUCAUGGGCUCUACCUAUCUUUCUUCGGUUUGGCCAUGAUAUCAUUUACUAUCAUCAUCAUCAUCAUCAUCAUCAUCAUUAUGGGUCACUGCGUAGCGUUAAUGCAUUGGCAUUCAGUUUCGUCGCAAUGCUUCCUCUUUCAUAUGGUUACUUUAUCGAUAAUGCACGAGGGCAGAUGCGAGGAGAUGCCAGCAAAUCAUCUGACGAGUGGAUUUUACAAUGAAAUGGGCGAUGGAUGGGAUCUGUAGCUUCAAUGCCAUGAGAAGUCAGAAAAGGAAAGUAUUGAUUCAUUUGCGC
Molecule: messenger RNA, 375 nt
Organism: Neurospora tetraspora
Lineage: Eukaryota; Fungi; Ascomycota; Sordariomycetes; Sordariales; Sordariaceae
Exons: 1
Coding region: 114-326 (70 amino acids)
Source: RefSeq, a predicted model, not a curated record